UCUAAACCAAGCACUCUGUCUGUUUCAUUCCCAAUCUCUAUAUCUUACGAUCAACAACCAGGCUUUCUUUGUUGUGAAUCGAAGUGUUGUGGUUUGAGAAAUCGAAGAAAAACAUCGAAGAAAUAGCAAUUCAGACGAUGAAGGAAGAGUUUGUUGAUCACUACGCCCUCUUAGGGUUACCUUCCGGUGAAGAAGGUGCGAAAUUGACAGAGAAGGAGAUCUCCAAGGCUUACAAAUUGAAAGCUCUCGAGAUACAUCCAGACAAGAGACCUGAUGAUCCAUACGCACAUGCCAACUUCCAAAAACUCAAAACAUCUUAUGAGAUUCUUAAGGAUGAGAAGGCCCGCAAGCUGUUCGAUGAUCUGCUUCGAGUCAAGCGCGACCAGUUGCACCGGCAAUCGCAGCAGGACUCUAAAAGGCGCAAGAUGGUGUCCGAUCUUGAGGCUAGAGAGCGUGCAGCCUUUGUACCUGACCAGGUAUUCGAAGCCAUACGUGAAGAGGAGAGGAUUGUUAGGAAAUUGAAAGAGGAAAUCGAUAGAAUUCGUGCCCUGAAUAGCUGUAAAGGACAGGCACCAUCGCCGGCAGUUCCUGUAAGGCCUAAUACAGUCCGAGCUGUGGUCCGGUUGGACAAGUCUAAGGUGUUGAAGGUAUCGUGGGAGUUCAAGGAGGAUUACAGUGCGGAGCGAUUGAAGGAGGUGUUUUCUGAGUUUGGGGAGGUGGAGGAUGUAGUGAUCAAGAGUUCAAAGAAGAGAGGUUCAGCACUUGUUGUGAUGAGUACAAAAGAAGCGGCUUUAGCUGCGACUGGAAGUGUAUGCGGGAGUCUUUCCAAUCCCCUGCUGGUUUUGCCUGUUCAACCACAAGCUGCGGAAGAGUUUUUAAGAAUGGAUGCGGAAAACGACCGCCUGAAUAAUCUGGUUGGUGCUGGGUUUUUGGAUUUUGAAAGAAAUAUUCUAAAGAAACUCGAGAAGGUUAGACCCUCAGUUUAACGUACGUGCUCUUGAUUUUUGUUGUUCAGUUUCAUUCAAAGUUUGUCAUUUGUUGUUUAGAUAAGUUAAUGCUGUUAAUAAUAUGCUUUACAUUGAUACA
Molecule: messenger RNA, 1086 nt
Organism: Tripterygium wilfordii
Lineage: Eukaryota; Viridiplantae; Streptophyta; Magnoliopsida; Celastrales; Celastraceae
Product: dnaJ homolog subfamily C member 17-like
Exons: 1
Coding region: 138-986 (282 amino acids)
Molecular function (GO): RNA binding
Source: RefSeq, a predicted model, not a curated record